AUGGCUGAGAAAAUGAAAGCCCUAGUGAUAUUGUGUCUUGUCUCCCAAGUAAUCAUUCUAACCGUAAACGCAGCUGAUACAGAAGAUGUUGAUUUCUCAAUACUCAUAAAAAACGAAAUGUUCAAUGUUAAAACCCCUUCGGUAUUCUACAAUUGCCGAUCAUCAAAGAAAAACAUCGGAUGGCACAAAUCGGUUCCAUCCUCAGAGUUUCAAUGGGCAUUCGAAGUUCCUCAGUUUGGUAAUGGCGUGAUGGUUCAUAAAUGUCGUUUCCGGUCGAGCUUAGGAACAGCAAACGUCGAGAUCAGGACCUUGUCUACUACGGCGAUGCUAUGCGACGGGCAAACGUGUAAAUACGCAAUUAGACCUAAUGGGGUUUAUUUCAUUGGUUACGAGUUGUAUUCCCCUCAUGCUAUAUUUGGAAGGUUUUUUGAGUUUUCGAGGCCCGUGGAGAAGCUAGUUGAGCCGUGGAAACCUUGGUCACCACAACAACUCAAAAGUUAUGCACGGUACAAUGCAUCCAGAGCUGGAUUCGGAUCGAGAGACUGA
This is a messenger RNA of Capsella rubella, 546 nucleotides long. RefSeq lists its product as uncharacterized. The transcript has a single exon. Lineage: Eukaryota; Viridiplantae; Streptophyta; Magnoliopsida; Brassicales; Brassicaceae. Bases 1 to 546 code for a protein of 181 amino acids. The record is from RefSeq and is a predicted model, not a curated record.